CGCCGUGCUCCCACCCUCCCGCCGCGCACUGGGGAUCCCGACCAGUCCUGACCGCACGGGUGGCGCGGCUGCGGGGUGCGGGGAGCAUGGUGCGCGGCAGGAUCUCCCGGCUCUCGGUCCGGGACGUGCGCUUCCCGACGUCGCUUGGGGGCCACGGCUCAGACGCCAUGCACACGGAUCCUGACUACUCAACUGCCUAUGUUGUCAUAGAAACUGAUGCAGAAGAUGGAAUCAAGGGGUGUGGAAUCACCUUCACUCUGGGAAAAGGCACUGAAGUCGUUGUCUGUGCUGUCAAUGCCCUCGCCCACCAUGUGCUCAACAAGGACCUCAAGGACAUUGUUGGUGACUUCAGAGGCUUCUAUAGGCAGCUGACGAGUGAUGGGCAGCUCAGAUGGAUUGGUCCAGAGAAGGGCGUGGUGCACCUGGCGACAGCGGCUGUCCUAAAUGCGGUGUGGGACUUGUGGGCCAAGCAGGAGGGAAAGCCUGUCUGGAAGUUACUUGUGGACAUGGAUCCCAGGACGCUGGUGUCCUGCAUAGAUUUCAGGUACAUCACCGAUGUCCUGACUGAAGAGGAUGCCCUAGAAAUACUGCAGAAAGGUCAAGUUGGUAAAAAAGAAAGAGAGAAGCAAAUGCUGGCACAAGGCUACCCUGCUUACACCACCUCGUGCGCCUGGCUGGGGUACUCAGAUGACACGUUGAAGCAGCUCUGUGCCCAGGCGCUGAAGGACGGCUGGACCAGGUUUAAAGUAAAGGUGGGUGCUGAUCUCCAGGAUGACGUGCGAAGAUGCCAAAUCAUCCGAGACAUGAUUGGACCAGAGAAGACUUUGAUGAUGGAUGCCAACCAGCGCUGGGAUGUGCCUGAGGCAGUGGAGUGGAUGUCUAAGCUGGCCAAGUUCAAGCCAUUGUGGAUCGAGGAGCCAACCUCCCCUGAUGACAUUCUGGGGCAUGCUGCCAUCUCCAAGGCACUCGUCCCAUUAGGAAUUGGCAUUGCCACAGGAGAACAGUGCCACAACAGAGUGAUAUUUAAGCAACUCCUACAGGCGAAGGCCCUGCAGUUCCUCCAGAUUGACAGUUGCAGACUGGGCAGUGUCAAUGAGAACCUCUCAGUAUUGCUGAUGGCCAAAAAGUUUGAAAUUCCUGUUUGCCCCCAUGCUGGUGGAGUUGGCCUCUGUGAACUGGUGCAGCACUUGAUUAUAUUUGACUACAUAUCAGUCUCUGCAUGCCUUAAAAACAGGAUGUGUGAGUAUGUUGACCACCUGCACGAGCAUUUCAAGUAUCCCGUGAUGAUCCAGCGGGCUUCCUACAUGCCUCCCAAGGAUCCCGGCUACUCAACAGAAAUGAAGGAGGACUCUGUAAAGAAACACCAGUAUCCAGAGGGUGAAGUUUGGAAGAAACUCCUUGCUGCUCAAGAAAAUUAAGUGCUCAGCCCCAACAUCUUUUUCCUUUUUGAAGUGAAAAGGCUUCAAAUUUCUUGGAAAUAGUUUUACAGAUAUGGAUUUUAAGAAAUCCUACCAAGAUUAGUUCAAUGAAAAGUCAUACCACCCUCAGGAAUCAGCUAAGUAAUUAUUACUUGAUUCUUUUAGCAAAUCAAUACACAUUAUCCUACUUAAUACUUAAAUAAGUCUAGAUUUAACUAACCCAAAGUCCAGGAAGAUGCUCUUACAAAAUAUCUAUCCAGGGCUGGCACCUAGACAUUAAACUGUGCUUUGAAAAUAAGCAACAUGUUGCAUAACUUGUUGGAAUAAUUCUUUGUUCUACUUCACACUUGUCAUAAAUUAGCAAAUAAAAAUAGUCAUGCCAA
Molecule: messenger RNA, 1801 nt
Organism: Chlorocebus sabaeus (green monkey)
Lineage: Eukaryota; Metazoa; Chordata; Mammalia; Primates; Cercopithecidae
Gene: ENOSF1
Product: enolase superfamily member 1
Biological process (GO): amino acid catabolic process; carbohydrate catabolic process
Molecular function (GO): L-fuconate dehydratase activity; magnesium ion binding
Source: RefSeq, a predicted model, not a curated record